Molecule: messenger RNA, 471 nt
Organism: Candidozyma haemuli
Lineage: Eukaryota; Fungi; Ascomycota; Pichiomycetes; Serinales; Metschnikowiaceae
Exons: 1
Coding region: 1-471 (156 amino acids)
Biological process (GO): retrograde transport, endosome to Golgi
Molecular function (GO): phosphatidylinositol-3-phosphate binding
Source: RefSeq, a predicted model, not a curated record
AUGCCGCGACAACGUAGGGAGUCUCUCUCCCACCUCAAUACAGUGGCUCCCGUGCCCAUAGAGCUAACUGACGGCACAGUCUCCGCCAGCCAGUUUGAUGACUCCUCACGAAUAACAGAUGUUCUUGUUGGAGAUUACCAUAUUAUAUCAGGCGACUCGGCCCCGCAAUAUGUGGUGUGGUCCAUACGUAUAGUGGUCAACGGGGCAUCACAUUCGCUGAUUGUGCUCUAUAAAAGAUAUAGUGAUAUUGAGCAAUUCCGUGGCCAGCUAGUGGCAGCAUUUCCUGAUGAAUCGAUUCCACAGCUUCCACCUAAGGACAACUUCAGUCUAUCUAGAUUAUGGUUCUCUGACCUGUGGCUAGAAACUCGCCGCAGAGGCCUUCAAUGGUUCAUGACCAACGUUCUUCUCAAUCCAAGGUACCAGCAUAGCCCAGUGAUAACUCAGUUUGUUCUUCGGCAGACCGCUAGGUAG